AUGAACCAAGAUAUGGUUAUCAAGAUUAUGCCCUUUCUUGCCAAGAAAUCAAUACUUGCACUCCAUUACAUAACUGGGGACCCGAAAUAUCCCAUUUACGUCAUCAACGAAUAUAAGUCCAGGUUGAACACAAUCUCUUUAGAAAAGAUCACCGCUCUAGUCCAAAAGGCCAUAGAUAUAGAGAGGAAUGAUCUGGCAAUGGAAUACUUGUGCCAUCUGUCCCCGGGGAGAAUGGCCAGGAUAUUGUUCAGGAUAGCAGAGAAUACAGAGCCAGAGAAGACGAGUCACGUGAUUUCAAGCUUGAAGAGAAGCCAUUCGUGCCUACUAUGCAGCAUGAAUAACAGAUGCUCGGAGGUUAUAACCCGCCUGGAAGGCAUUGUAAGGAACAUAAAAUCGUAUACGUACUACUGUAAAUAA
Molecule: messenger RNA, 417 nt
Organism: Encephalitozoon hellem ATCC 50504
Lineage: Eukaryota; Fungi; Microsporidia; Unikaryonidae
Exons: 1
Coding region: 1-417 (138 amino acids)
Source: RefSeq, a predicted model, not a curated record